Molecule: messenger RNA, 4757 nt
Organism: Capsicum annuum
Lineage: Eukaryota; Viridiplantae; Streptophyta; Magnoliopsida; Solanales; Solanaceae
Product: pleiotropic drug resistance protein 1-like
Cellular component (GO): membrane
Molecular function (GO): ATP binding; ATP hydrolysis activity; ABC-type transporter activity
Source: RefSeq, a predicted model, not a curated record
ACAAAUUUAAGUAAUUUUCAAAGGAGUAGUACUAUGAGAAGGAGCUUAAGGGUUAGUAGAAAUAACUCAAUUUGGAGAAAUAAUAAUAAUGUAUUUAAUAGAUCAUCAAGAAUAGAUGAAGAUGAUGAAGAGGAACUUAAAUGGGCUGCACUUGAAAAGUUACCAACUUUUGAUAGAUUAAGAAAAAGACUAUUAUUUGGUGAACAAGGCGUUGGAGCUAAUGAAGUUGAUAUACAUGAUCUUGGUAAUCAACAAAGUAAAGAUUUGAUUGAUAGGCUUGUUAAAGUUGCUGAUGAAGAUAAUGAGAAAUUCUUGUUGAAACUCAGAGAUAGAAUUGAUAGAGUUGGGCUUGAGUUGCCAACAAUAGAAGUGAGAUAUGAGCAUCUAAAUAUUGUAGCAGAUGCAUAUGUAGGAAGCAAAGCUUUGCCUACAUUUACCAACUUCAUGACAAAUUUUCUUGAGACAAUGUUGAACUCUCUCCAUAUCCUACCAAAUCGAAAGCGGGAACUCACUAUUCUUAACGAUGUGAGCGGUAUCAUUAAUCCUAGCAGAUUGACUUUGCUUUUAGGACCUCCUGGUUCUGGCAAAACUGCUCUCUUAUUAACUUUGGCUGGAAAGCUUGAUUCUUCUCUUAAGGUUACUGGGAAGGUGACGUAUAAUGGACAUGAAAUGAAUGAGUUUGUGCCACAAAGAACUGCUGCUUACAUUAGCCAGCAUGAUUUACACGUUGGAGAAAUGACUGUGAGAGAAACCUUGGAAUUCUCUGCCCGAUGCCAGGGAGUUGGCUCUCGUUAUGAGAUGUUGGCUGAAUUGUUAAGAAGAGAGAAAGAGGCUAAUAUCAAGCCAAUUCCUGAUAUUGAUAUCUUCAUGAAGGCAGCAGCAACAGAGGGACAGGAGGCUAAUAUUAUUACAGAUUAUGUUCUUAAGCUUCUGGGGCUGGAAAUUUGUGCAGAUACUAUGGUUGGAGAUGAAAUGAUAAGGGGUGUUUCAGGAGGACAAAAGAAGCGUGUUACAACGGGUGAAAUGAUUGUCGGACCGUGCAAAGCACUUUUCAUGGAUGAAAUUUCUACUGGAUUGGAUAGUUCGACUACUUAUUCCAUUGUGAACACUCUAAGGCAAUCUGUGCAAAUCUUGAAUGGGACUGCUGUGAUAUCUCUCUUGCAGCCAGCACCUGAGACCUACAGUUUGUUCGAUGAUAUUAUUCUUUUAUCAGACGGGCAAAUUAUCUAUCAGGGCCCUCGAGGAGAUGUUCUUGCCUUCUUUGAGUCCAUGGGUUUCAAAUGCCCAGAUAGAAAAGGCGUGGCCGACUUCUUGCAAGAAGUGACAUCGAAGAAGGAUCAACAACAGUAUUGGAUGAGGAGGGAUGAGCCUUACGGGUUCAUCACAUCGAUAGAAUUUGCGGAGGCAUAUCAAGCAUUCCAUGUGGGAAGGAAACUUUGGGAUGAGGUUGCAGCCUCAUAUGACAAGAGCAAAAGUCAUCCUGCUGCUCUGGCUACUCAAAAGUACGGUAUAGGGAAGAAACAACUCCUAAAGGCCUGCAUUGAAAGAGAAUUCUUGUUAAUGAAGAGGAACUCGUUUGUGUACAUCUUCAAGUUCACUCAGCUUUUAACUAUGGCACUCAUCACGAUUACCUUGUUUUACCGAACUGAUAUGCCCCGUGAUACUAUCGAUGAUGGGGAAAAAUAUGUUGGUGCACUCUUUUUUGCGGUUGUAAUAAUUAUGUUUAAUGGAGGGUCUGAGAUCGCCUUGACAGUUUUUAAGCUCCCUGUCUUCUACAAGCAACGGGACCUUCUCUUUUACCCUUCAUGGGCUUAUGCAAUUCCCUCAUGGAUACUCAAAAUCCCUAUAACAUUCGUUGAAGUUGGUCUGUGGGUGUUCCUUCCUUACUACGUCAUUGGAUUUGAUCCGAACCCUGCAAGAUUGUUCAAACAUUUCUUGCUACUCAUAUUGGUAAACCAGAUGGCAUCGGGAUUGUUCCGCUUCGUUGGAGCAGCUGGAAGGACCAUGGGAGUUGCUAAUACAUUUGGAUCAUUUGCUCAGGUUUUACAGUUUGUAUUGGGUGGAAUCAUCCUUUCACAAGAUGACUUGAAGAAAUGGUGGAUAUGGGGUUACUGGUCUUCACUUUUGUAUUCUAUGAAUUCAAUUCUUGUGAAUGAAUUUGAUGGGAAAAGGUGGAAACAUAUCGCACCAAAUGGAACUGAGCCACUUGGAGCUGCAGUUGUAAGAUCUAGAAGCUUCUUCUCAUACGCAUCGUGGUACUGGAUAGGUAUUGGGGCACUUAUUGGAUUCACAGUCGUAUUUAACAUCUGCUAUACUCUUGCACUCGCCUAUCUCAACCAUGAGUAUCUCUCGACAUUUUGUAAGCCGCAAGUUAUGAUACCCGAAGACACUGAAGAUGCCCAAACAAUUAGCACUGAGAAAGCCCAUUCUUAUAGUGAGGGCCAGAAUAAUACAAUAGGAGUGGUUCUUCCAUUUGAACCGCAUUCCAUCACCUUUGAUGAAGUUAUGUACUCUGUCGACAUGCCUCAGGAAAUGAAGGAUCAGGGUGCCACUGAAGAUAAAUUGGUACUUCUUAAGGGUGUAAGUGGAGCUUUCAGGCCCGGUGUUUUGACAGCUUUGAUGGGAGUUAGUGGAGCUGGAAAAACAACAUUGAUGGAUGUAUUGGCUGGAAGAAAAACAAGAGGAUAUAUUGAAGGUGACAUCAGGAUUUCGGGCUAUCCUAAGAAGCAGAACACAUUUGCACGUAUAUCUGGAUACUGUGAGCAGAAUGACAUCCAUUCACCUUAUGUUACAGUUUAUGAGUCAUUAGUAUACUCAGCUUGGUUGCGUUUACCUCAUGAUGUUGACAAAAGGAUCAGAAAGAUUUUUAUUGAGGAAGUCAUAGAUUUUGUGGAGCUUGGACCACUAAGAUCAGCCUUAGUUGGUUUGCCAGGGGUUAACGGUCUCUCAACUGAGCAACGCAAAAGGUUGACCAUUGCAGUAGAGCUAGUGGCUAACCCCUCUAUCAUUUUCAUGGAUGAACCAACCUCAGGAUUAGAUGCAAGGGCUGCUGCAAUUGUUAUGAGAACUGUUAGAAACACUGUUGACACAGGAAGAACCGUUGUUUGUACCAUCCAUCAGCCUAGUAUCGACAUUUUUGAAGCCUUUGAUGAGCUCUUUCUAAUGAAACGACGAGGACAAAUGAUAUAUGUUGGUCCAUUGGGUCGCCAUUCUUGCCAUUUGAUCAAAUACUUUGAGUCAAUGCCUGGGGUAACUAAAAUAAAAGAUGGCUACAAUCCAGCUACUUGGAUGUUAGACGUGACAACCUCGGCUCAGGAGAUGAUGUUAGGGGUUGAUUUUGCUGAUUUAUACGAACAAUCAGACCUUUACAGAAGGAACAAAGCAUUGAUUAGCGAGCUCAGCAUACCUCGUACUGGUUCACAAGACCUUCAUUUCAAUAGUCAAUAUUCGCAGCCAUUCUGGACCCAAUGUACAGCUUGUGUUUGGAGGCAACACUGGUCAUACUGGCAUAAUACAGCUUAUACUGCAGUUAGAUUUCUCUUCACAACCUUCAUUCCCUUGGUUUUUGGGACAAUUUUCUGGGAUCUUGGUACUAAAGUGGGUAAGAGCCAAGAUCUGUUUAACGCUAUGGGAUCCAUGUAUGCUGCUGUUAUCUUCCUUGGCAUACAUAAUUCAGCAGAAGUACAGUCUGUUGUAGCCGUCGAACGUACAGUAUUCUAUAGAGAAGCUGCUGGAAUGUAUUCUACGUUACCUUAUGCCUUUGGACUGGUUUUCAUUGAAAUCCCGUAUGUCCUUAUGCAAUCUGUUUCCUAUGGUGUCAUUGUCUAUGCUAUGAUAGGAUUCGAAUGGACAGCUUCCAAGUUCUUUUGGUAUUUGUUCAUCAUGUAUUUCACCCUCUUGUACUUCACCUUCUACGGUAUGAUGACCGUUGCUGUUACCCCAAAUGAAAAUGUUUCUCAAAUUGUCGUCUACUUUUUCCAUAGCGUGUGGAAUCUUUUCUCAGGAUUCAUCAUUCCACGACCACGUAUUCCCAUAUGGUGGAGAUGGUACUACUGGGGUUGCCCCGUGGCCUGGACAUUGUAUGGCUUGCUUGUAUCGCAAUUUGGAGACGUGCAAACUAAACUUAGCGAUGAUGAAACUGUGGAACAAUUCUUGAGACGUUACUUCGGGUUCAAACAUGAGUUUCUUGGAGUAGUUGCAGCUGUGACAGUUGCAUAUGCUGUUGUUUCUGCAUUCACAUUUGCUUUCGGUAUUGAGGUAUUCAACUUCCAGAGAAGAUAGAAGAGUUUACUUGUUGAAGAUCUAAGAGCAGAACUGGAUGUAAGAGAGAUUGAUGAAGUUUAUAUAUUUUUUUGUUUUCUGAAUCUCAUGUGCUUGGGUAAGAAAUAAUAUUAGUUUGUUAAUGUUUUAUGAAAAUAUAGCAGCAAAUUUGUCCCAUGGUUCUCAGAUUCUAAGGAAGGGAGCCUUGGCGUAACUAGUAAAGUUGUCAUAUGAAAAGGAGAUCAUGGAUUCAAGCGAUGGAAACAGACUCUUGCAAAAAUGCCAAGUAAGGCAGUGUACAGUGGACCCUUGUGGUGUAGUCAUUUCUCGGACCUUGCACAUAAUGGGAGCUUUAGGCACCGGACUGCCCUUACUCUCUAGUCCUUAUUUUAUAUUCCCUCCGCUUCAAUUUGUUUAACCUACUGUCCUUUUCAGUCCGUUUCAAAAAGAAUGACCCUUUAACUUUUUAGCAAGUCUUUAAUUCCAACUUUCAUAUG